Megalopta genalis is the source of this 1291-nucleotide messenger RNA. Its product is annotated as BLOC-1-related complex subunit 8 homolog. Gene Ontology annotation, cellular component: BORC complex. NCBI's taxonomy places the organism in Eukaryota, Metazoa, Arthropoda, Insecta, Hymenoptera, Halictidae. The record is from RefSeq and is a predicted model, not a curated record.
AGCGAAACAAUCACACCAUAAGAAGAACUAGAAAAUACAUUUGAGAGAAGUGCCAACAGCACACACUUUGCUGCCACGUCUCGAUGAAGGAACACACCGUUGUGUGAAUGGUUGACUUCCGGUAACAAGUAUUUAAGAAAAUGGCGGCCAAAACAAAUCGAUCUGUCACCGAGUGUUUACAGUAGUCUUGUUAACACUGAAGACUUGUCAACAUGAAUUUAUCAUUAAUAUACUUACAUUAGCAUUAACACGAUUAAUACGAAUAUCUGAACAAUGGCUGCGAAAGUCUAUCAAUCGGAUCAAGAGCUAGAAACAAGGGUCAAAAAAGCGACCGAACGAAUUUCUGAGAACAUGCACAUAGUUGCAAAUGAACCGUCUCUUGCAUUCUAUAGACUUCAAGAACACGUGAGAAAAGCGUUACCUCCAAUGGUGGAGAAGCGUGUAGAAGUAUUGGCUCUCCAACAACAACUUUUAGGUAGAUGCUAUGAUGUGGAAUAUGCUGUUAGUGCUGUUAAAACAAUGCACGGUGCUGGAAAAAGCUUUGAAAAUACCUUGGAAUUCAUCAAAAGUGCAAUAUUCUUCAAGCAACAAUUAAAGUAUGAAGAACAGCGUAGGCAUAAGAAGGAUAGUAAUAGAGAUUCUGUGUAUAAAAGAUUGUCUGCACAUAUUCCUACCUUAGAUCAUCUACCGGAUGAAAUAUCCGAUGUUGUAAGAGAAACCGCUAAUAGAGUAGAAUCUAUGAUGAAUCAUGCAAGACAUUCCAGUGAUACACAAAAAUCAAACUGAAAUGAAAAGAACAAGUGGGUAUUUUAAGUUAUUACGAUAUCAUUUCAAAUUUAAGAACAAAAAAUGGAUAUAUAUAUAAGUAAUUCGAAUAAUAGAUUGUAAUUGAAUGUGAAUCUUGAAUAACAAUUUAUGAUACAUUUCUAAUUUUCUGAGAUAACUCUGUUUAAAGUUAUACCUGUUUGUACUGUAUUUAAUAGCUCAUCCUGACAGUUUCCAGCAAAAUAGACCCUUAUUCCAUUAAAACAGUCAUCAAAACAGCUGGGGAUCACAGCGAAAUAUUUGAUUUGAAUAUUUCUUAUAAUUAAAUAAAAUAAUUAAGUACAACGAUAAAUAAGAUUUCUUUAUGAAAAAUAUAUGUAUUUUAAUUAUUAUACAAUAUAAAGUGAAUGAAGGAAAAAGAUAUGUGACAUGAAAUAGCUAUAUGCAAAGUAGAGGAAUUGUAACAAAGUGGAAAUUUCUUGCCUGUAACAUUGAAAUAAAGAUAUGAAAGAUACAUAAGAAUGAA